AUGGAUCCAAACAAUUUACCCGACUGGAACACAUUUUACAACGAAUGUGUGGAGGAUUUUAUGAAUGACACGUUCGUUGAAGAUAUGAUGCAGCAGGAGAUGGAGUUCUAUCAACAACAACAACAACAUGCCAACACCGUUAGGCCCAAGAAAACAAGAAGAGUAAUAAAGAGAGAUCGUGAAGCUGGGAACGAGCGGUUGAUGAAGGACUACUUCUCUGAAAAUCCUGUAUACACGGAAAAGCUUUUCCGACGAAGGUUUCGAAUGCGAAAGCAUGUGUUCCUCAGAAUUGUAGAGGCCCUUGGGUCUUAUAACCCGUACUUUUUAAUGUCCGUUGAUGCAGUUGGAAGACAAGGUCUAUCAUCAUUACAAAAGUGCACCGCCGCUAUUCGUAUGUUAGCGUAUGGAUCACCUGCUGACAGUGUUGAUGAAUACGUUAGAAUUGGUGAAAGUACUGCAAUUGAGUGCUUAAAGAAUUUUGUAGAAGGUGUGUGUGAAGUAUUUGGUGGGCAAUACUUGAGGCGUCCAAACGAGGAAGACAUGACACGCCUACUUCAAUGGGGGGAGUCUCGUGGAUUUCCAGGCUCAAAUAAUGACAUUACUGUGCUAAACCAAUCUCCGGUGUUUAAUGAGGUUUUGCGUGGAGCUGCUCCCAUGGUGAAAUUUAGAGUGAAUGAAACAAUGUAUCACAUGGGAUACUAUCUAGCAGACGGUAUCUAUCCCGAGUGGGGUACAUUUGUGAAGACCAUCCCAAUGCCACAAGGAGAAAAAAAGCAAAAGUUUGCCAAAAGACAAGAAGCAGCAAGAAAGGACGUGGAACGUGCAUUCGGAGUGCUCCAAUCUCGGUUUGCGAUUGUCAAUAAUGACAUAUCGGAUGCUGAAGUAUUAAGCGGUCCUAUUCCCGCUUUUAGAAAUAUGUUGGAAAGGAGAGCACAUCAAAUUGAAAAGUCAAUCCAUCGCCAACUUCAAGCAGACUUGGUGGAGCAUAUCUGGGACCUUCCUGAAAUCGAUAAUAAUGAAACUUAA
This is a messenger RNA of Lotus japonicus, 1026 nucleotides long. RefSeq lists its product as uncharacterized. The transcript is spliced from 3 exons. The coding region runs from base 1 to 1026 and encodes 341 amino acids. The record is from RefSeq and is a predicted model, not a curated record. NCBI's taxonomy places the organism in Eukaryota, Viridiplantae, Streptophyta, Magnoliopsida, Fabales, Fabaceae.